UUUAGAUCACAUGACCUUUUCCGGGCUGAGGCGGGUUCGGGGUGGGUAUCUUUCGGAAAACCUGAUCAACUCCAUUCUUGCUUUCUGUACUCUAUUCGAGCUUUCUCUCCGCGCGUUACGGUUUGCGCCCCACCUACACUAUUCCUCCAGAACCGAAUGUCUCUUUCGAAAUGCUUAUCAAGAUCGACGACAUUAAAUCCACCCCAGCCGUGCUUGCCUUGAUUUCCUUGCAUGUGGCCGAAAUAAAUCGCAUGAUCGAUUCCUGUGAUGUUCUCGACGUUUCGAGCCUGCAAGCAUCAAAUGUCACUUUUUACUCUGCCUGGGAAGGCCAUGAGUUAAUGGGAAUUGGAGCACUCAAGGAAUUGUCACCAACACAUGGUGAAGUGAAAUCAAUGAGAACAGUCGCAACGCAUUUUCGCAAAGGAGUUGGAAGGGCUAUCGUCGAGCACCUCAUCAAGGUGGCGAAGGAAAGAGGAUAUACCAGUUUGAGUUUAGAGACUGGGAAACACGCUUCGUUUGAAAGAGCCAGAGGCUUUUAUACCAACAUGGGCUUUCAGCCUUGUGAUCCUUAUGGAUCUCUACCCCCUUGCCCAGAUAGUUCUUUCAUGACUUUGAAGCUAGAAACCUGAAGUCGAAGUACCUGCAAGCUUCAGCGGGUGUCAGCAGCGAACUCCGAUCCGCAAUUUUUAUAUUGAUAGGGAGACAGAAGACAUCAUGAGCCGUACUGCGAUUUAAGGAUUAUUUUUUUUCUAUAAAAAUUGACUAUUCCGAUCCGCCAGAGUACAAGUUGGUCCUAACCCACUCGGUGUAUCCACCCAAAGCAGCUCACUC
Molecule: messenger RNA, 831 nt
Organism: Aspergillus caelatus
Lineage: Eukaryota; Fungi; Ascomycota; Eurotiomycetes; Eurotiales; Aspergillaceae
Product: GNAT family N-acetyltransferase
Exons: 1
Coding region: 171-629 (152 amino acids)
Molecular function (GO): acyltransferase activity, transferring groups other than amino-acyl groups
Source: RefSeq, a predicted model, not a curated record